Cherax quadricarinatus is the source of this 500-nucleotide messenger RNA. The record is from RefSeq and is a predicted model, not a curated record. Lineage: Eukaryota; Metazoa; Arthropoda; Malacostraca; Decapoda; Parastacidae.
GUAAGAGUAUGUAGCAAGUGUGGGAGGUUGCCAGGCUGGCCAGGGUUGCCUGAGUCAGCUCAGUCUUGGCUACACACUAACAUAGUGUCAUUUAACUUCUCUUCUCCACUCGCCUACCUCAAAUGUUUUCCAAGCCAAUCCGUCAGCUGUUUUAUGGGGUGAGAAGUGGGAAGGUGCAAUGCCUGGUGGUGAAUUCCCGUUGGUCGUCUGGCCUCACUGGUAAUGAGACCAUGUCCGAGGAUGACCCAGAAAUGUGGCAGCUUGUGCAGGAGGAGAAGUUCCGCCAGAGACGUGGCCUUGAGCUAAUUGCCUCGGAGAACUUCUGCACACGUUCAGGGCUUGAAGCUCUGGGGUCAUGCCUCAACAACAAAUAUUCAGAGGGCUAUCCUGGCCAGAGAUACUACGGUGGUACAGAUGUCAUUGAUAAGGUGAAAGUCAUUUUGUUUUUCUUUAUAAACCUUUUGCACUCAGUCACCUGCUGUUAAGCUUCCCAGGUUUUA